AUGUCGCAGACCGAGGUUAAUGUCAACGAUUAUGACUAUAUUGUAAUUGGUGGUGGAACAGCUGGUACAGUUGUCGCUCGACGUUUAGCAGAAGCAAAAGCUAACUAUAGUGUAUGUCUUCUUGAAGCUGGCCCAAGUGACGAAGAUGCAAUUGACAGUCACAUACCAGCACGCUUUGACGCAUUAAUCAAAUCUAAAUAUGACUGGAACUAUGAUACUGUACCUCAGAAAUCUUUUCAUAAUCACAUUAUGGCAAUUCCAAGAGGUCGAAUUCUCGGUGGUUGUAGUGCAAUGAAUGGUACAUUGAUUUGUCGAGGUGCUAAAGCAGACUAUGAUCGUAUUGCUAGUAUGGGAAAUCCUGGAUGGAGUUGGAACGAUAUGUUACCUUUUUUCAAAGCAUCUGAAACAUUUCAUUCAGUUAAAUGGCAUCAAGCAGACAUGUCUGUUCAUGGUACUGAUGGACCUUUACAUACUGAACCUCAUUCUGGUGCAUCUAUUUCGGAAAAAGUCCUUCAAUCAUUUAUAGAUUGUGAUUAUGAUUAUAAGCCAGAUAUGUUUGCACAAGGAGAAUAUGAAGGCGUCGGUCAUGCUAUUCGUACGGUGCAUAAAGGUAUACGUUCUACAAGUGCAAGUUUUGUUUACAAUUUUCCAAAAACAAAUCUCACAGUUCGAACAGGUAUAUUCGUAGAUCGAAUUAUUUUAGAAAAAAAUGAUGGAGAACGUCAGUAUAAAGCUAUUGGUGUUGAAACACAUGAUGAUAUUACUGGCGAAUCGAUUAUUUUCAAAGCAAGAAAAGAAAUUAUUCUGAGUGCUGGUGCUUAUAAUUCUCCAAUGAUUUUAAUGCAUUCUGGUAUUGGUUGUAAAAAACAUCUUUCGGAAGUAAAUAUAAAUUGUAAGAUUGAUUUGCCUGGUGUUGGUAACAAUCUUUUAGAUCAUCCAAUAGUAUAUACUUCGUAUCAAGUUAAUGAUCCAAGUCUAACAUUUGAUCGAUUCGUUUAUCAUGAUCCAAAUGUUCUCACAUCAUUGAUUAAAGAAUGGCACGAAAAUAAAACAGGUUUUUUAGCAAGAUUUCCAUUUGGUACCUUUGCUCUUAAACGAAUCGAUAAAACAAUUCAAGAUCCUAUUUGGGAAGCUGCAAAAUCACAGCAUACAGAUGAUGAUCAGUCAAACUGUGAUCCAAGUGGACAAUUACCAGAUCAACCUCAUAUUGAAUUCUGGAAUACUGAAUUAUAUUUUGGAGCACCUCACAUUCAACAUACUGAUGACCAUCCAGUCAAUCCAGUUAAUGGAGAAGGUGUUUUCACAUUAAUAACUCUUCUUUGUGCAGCACAACAGAGAGGUACUGUUCGUCUAUCAUCAAAUGAUCCAACCGACAAACCAAUCAUUGAUCAUGCUCAUCUUAAUAAUGAACUCGAUGUUGCUAUACUUGCUGAAGGCUGUCGUUUAGGUCAUGAAGUAUUACUAAAAGGUUGUGGAACAAAAGAUAUUAUUAGUGGCCUAUGGCCUAAAACAAUGCCCUAUCCAAAAGAUACAGAUGGCUGGAAGGAACAUGUACGAACAUUCUCUGGCACAUGUUUUCAUCCAGGUGGUACUUGCAAAAUGGCUCCUGAUAAUGAUCCUAUGGGUGUAGUAGAUAAUCAUCUUCGUGUACGAAAUGUGGUAGGUUUACGAAUAGCUGAUAUAUCAAUUUUACCUUUACUCAACAGUGGACAUACACAAGCACCUGCUUAUGCUAUCGGUGAAAAGGUAGCUCAUAUGGUUUUACAAGAUAUUAAUUCUUCAUAA
This is a messenger RNA of Adineta steineri, 1785 nucleotides long. Lineage: Eukaryota; Metazoa; Rotifera; Eurotatoria; Adinetida; Adinetidae. The record is from the annotation of a GenBank genome assembly.